Molecule: messenger RNA, 6922 nt
Organism: Photinus pyralis (common eastern firefly)
Lineage: Eukaryota; Metazoa; Arthropoda; Insecta; Coleoptera; Lampyridae
Product: NFX1-type zinc finger-containing protein 1-like
Exons: 12
Coding region: 667-6864 (2065 amino acids)
Biological process (GO): regulatory ncRNA-mediated heterochromatin formation
Cellular component (GO): nuclear RNA-directed RNA polymerase complex; nucleus
Molecular function (GO): zinc ion binding; helicase activity
Source: RefSeq, a predicted model, not a curated record
UGUCUUUUUUCCUGAUGAUGCAAUACCUAAUUACCCCGUGAGUCAUAGCAGUAUUGAAUAUAUACAGUGCCCCCAAGCUUACGUCCCUGGAAGAUAGGUAUGUGAACUAAUUAUACAAAAAUUCAAAGUAACCAAUCGAAAGCGUCCAAAAUGUAGUACAUUCCACGAUUGGUGCAUUCCGUGCUAUAUUUAAUUAGUUUUUGCUUUACAUUUUCCAUCUCCAGUUUUAUACAAAACUCGUCUUUUCGAAAACGUGUACACCUUGGAUUUGCGAUAACAUACGGUAGUUGGAAAUUGCGUAGAAGCCCUAAAUCAUGAGUUUAGACAGAAAUUGUUGUUAAUUCGAAUGCUUGCAAGUGGUCGCAGUUGUUAAAAACCUGGUCAGAGGUACACCGUAGUUCAUGGCCGUGCUCGUCGUGGUUUCGUAGAGAAUGGUUUGUAAAACGAGGGAUUAUCGUGAUGAUCUGAAUCAUACCAAGUCAACGCAGUGGUUAGAGGAAUGUAUUCAUGUCAAAUAUAUGGGAAAACAUGAGGUUAGUAAACGCCUGCAGUUCCGAUGAAGAUGAUUGGUCCAUUGGAGAUAACGGUUCACGCACACCAGUAUUGAAAGCAGUACCUUGAAAGAGCCACGGAAAUUUCAAAGGCAGAUGCGGGGCCGCUGGUGAAAUGUCUGACGGUUCGCGGUCCAACUCAUCGCAACGUGGUAGGCAUGGUGGCGGUAGAUGGAGGCGGGGAGGAAAUAAUAACCAAAUGGACCAGUCCACCUUUCGGCCGUAUCGUGGGGGCAGGGGAGGGCCACGACCUGCUAGCACUAAUUAUAGGGACCGAGAUAGAAAUGAGCUUGAGGAAGAUACUGAUGAUUCGUCACGUGGUCACGACGCGGGCACCUCUCGUGCGCAUCGCAGGGGAAGGGGAGGGCCACGAUCCGCUAGCGCUCAUUAUAGGGGCCGAGAUAGAAAUGAGCUUGAGGAAGAUUCGUCACGUGGUCACGACGCGGGCACCUCUCGUCCGCAUCGUAGGGGCGGGGGAGGGCCACGUACCGAAAGCGCGAAUCACAGGGACCGAGACUUUUACAGGAGACAGUUCGUAGAUGAUAAAAUGCUAAGAUUCAAAAAGUUAGAAGAGCUGAGUGGUAUGGAUCCGGAAGAGAUAAUCAUCGAAUUAGUUCUCAAGAGAAACGGCUUUCGGGAUCUGCUCGAUAGCCAAAAUUUAACGGACGACACCUUAGUAUUGAUCAUUCGAGUGCUGGUGAAAGUCUGCUCGGUUCCUUUAAAAAGCCACAAGAUGGCGAUCAUAAAUUUGGCGCUCAACGAAAACUUCCACAGGGCGCUGCAGAAUUGCUUGCUUCAAAUGAUGUUCGCUACUGCGACGGACAAGAAGCGAUCUUCCUACUUUUGGCAUGACGCGCAAGGUUUCUUCGAUAACGCUCGCGCGGUUUUCCAAUCAAUUUUCGAGACUGCCCCGACGAGAGCUUGCGAGGUGGUGACGAAGACGAUCGAUGUUAUUAAUCACACGUUGGAGAAACUGAGUGUGGUUUCGGAGGAGAUUAAGGAAAAUUUUCACAAAUUACAUGAUAAGAUGAAGAUGUACGCAGAUGAGAUCGAAAUAAAAAAGGCGGCGAAAGCGAGUUCGGUCGAGGAGCAUUACGAGGAGCCCCCAGAUAAUUUCCGCGAGCUUACCGUUUAUCCAACCUACAAUGAAAUCAUGUCCGACAGCUUUGUGCGAAAAAACCUAAUCGAUAGACCCUACAACAGCGUGGAUCACUACCUGGACGUGCAGUUUCGGUUGCUGAAAGAGGAUUUCGUCGGCCCCCUAAGGGAGGGCAUAUCCGAGUUUCAGAUGUUCAACAAACCCUUUGGUCGCUGCAAAAAGUUCUCCAACAUUCGCAUUCACAAGGACGUAACGUUUGUUUCGCCGUACUGCUCGAGGGACCAAGCCGGUGUUCUGCUCCAGUUCGAGCUUGUCGACCGGAAGAAGAAGAAAGAAACCAAGAAUUAUUCUUACAACAGACGCUUUAUGUUUGGUUCGCUGGUGUGCUUUACCAGAAAUAAUUUUGAACAUUUGCUCUUUGGAAAAAUUAUCGAACGAGACCAGAAACAGCUGGAAAAGGGCCAGGUUGUUGUCGGUUUUGAACCCGGAUACGACAACUAUGUUUUAAAUGAACCGUAUCUCAUGGUGGAGUGCACUGUGUAUUUCGAGCCUUACUACCACGUGCUGAAGGCCUUGCAAAGUACUUAUGAGGACGAUUUCGCCAUGAAAAAAUAUAUAAUCGACGUGGAUCCUAACAUCGUGCGACCUCAGUAUUUGUAUGAUACAAGCUCCUAUCUCAUCGAUCACUUGCACGUUGAUUUAUUCGAUGAAGAAUGGCCUACGGCAACGCAGCUGAGCUUAAACGACAGCCAACACUCGGCGUUUAAGGCCGGCCUAACCCAAGAGUACGUAGUCAUUCAAGGCCCUCCUGGCACCGGAAAAACAUUCCUUGGUCUCAAAUUGGCCAACACGUUUAUUAAUAACCACUCCCAAUGGCACGACGAUAGUCCAAUGCUGGUGGUAUGCUAUACGAAUCACGCCCUGGAUCAGUUUUUGGAGGGUAUCAUACCGAUCACAAGCAAAGUCGUACGCAUCGGAGGACAGUCGAAAAGCAAAGACUUGGAAAGAUUCAAUCUGAAGGAGAAACGAAAAGAGGUGGCCGACCGUCUAAGGGCCCGAGGCUACGGUAAGGCCCUGUACCAGUUUCGCAACGAACUCGCCGACUACAUACGCCAAAUCAAGAACUGCGGCGAGCAACUGGAGCAGAUCAGAAACGGCGAAGGGGUACUCGUCAAUUUCGACGAGUUCGCCAAAAUCGACCCGGAAUACUCAACCAGCUGGUUCAUUAGAGCGAAAGAUCAGGAAAUUACGAAUUGGCUUUUUGAGCGAAAACGAAUUCCGCGCGGUGAACUGCGCAAAGUAAACGUGAAGGAUGUCGACAACGAAUUGGGAGAAGCGGAAAGGGAAUUCGACGAACUACAAAACAACGAAAUAAUCGCGAACGCCUUUAACGAUCAAGACGACUUUUUGUUUUCGUUUACAGGAAAUAAUAUAAAAUAUUUGCUUCGAGUAGACGAAAUGCAGGCGGCGGCUAAUAUGCUCAGGGCGCAAAUAGAAUUUCUCGGAGAGGAAGAUCAUAAUAUGGUUUACAGCAAGAGGUUAGAGUUGAUUGAGCAAAUUAUUAAAUUGGAGGACGAUAUUGAAUACGUCCAGAACCGCUUCGAGGAGUACAGAAACAUCACCGUAAAAAAUAGACCUCAAGGAUGUAAUUUAAAUAAUCCAUCAGAAAUGAGUGCAAACGACCGCUGGACGCUCUACUUCCAUUGGCUGCACCUGUACGAGAACUACCUCGUUCGGCAGCUGACUGUACUCGAAGGUGGCCGUAGAGAAGUCUAUAAGCAAUAUAUAGAACUGCAGCACCUUCAAGACGUCGAGGUCAUGAGGCAAAUGUUAGUCGUAGGAAUGACGACGACCAGUGCGGCUCGUCUUCAAACGGUUCUUCAAAGUUUGCGCUCGCCAAUUGUGAUAGUCGAGGAGGCCGCCGAAGUUCUGGAAGCGCACAUUAUAGCGUCGUUAACCAAUCACUGUCAGCAUUUAAUCUUAAUAGGCGAUCACCAACAGCUCAAACCGAGCACUGCAAAUUAUCGUAUGGAGGUAAAGUACCAACUGGGCAUCAGUCUUUUUGAACGAAUGGUACGGAACAACAUACAAUGUCAUACGCUCGGAGUGCAGCACCGUAUGAGGCCGGAAAUUGCCAAAUUAAUUGUUCCCGCCGUCUAUCCAAAAUUGGACAAUCAUCCUUCCGUUGAAAAUUUUCCCAACGUUAAAGGAGUCGACUUCAACUUGUAUUUUAUUGACCACCAUCACAAAGAGGAAGAGGUGCACGAUAGUAAGGUGAACCGGCACGAAGUGAGCUAUAUAAUUGCAUUGGCAAGGCAUUUAAUUCUAAACGGAUACAAGCCCGAAGACAUAACCAUCCUAGCCGCGUAUUCCGCCCAAAUGUUCGCAUUGUGGGAAGAACGGAAACGUUUCACUCAUUUACUGAAGGACGUCCGUAUCGCCGUGCUGGAUAAUUAUCAAGGAGAAGAGAGCAGAAUUAUCCUGUUGUCCCUUGUGAGAAACAACAACGAGGGAAAUAUAGGUUUUUUGAAAAUCGAUAAUAGAGUAUGCGUCGCCCUCUCCCGGGCGAAAGAGGGUCUCUACAUCAUGGGAAACAUUAGCCUGCUCUGCCAAGCCAGCGAGAUUUGGCCGAAGAUCAAGACGGUUUUGGUCGAUCAGAACUCUCUGGGACGAUCAUUGCGCCUUCGUUGUCAAAUUCAUACGAAGAAUGUAACCGAAAUAGAGAAUUUGAAAGAUUUUGAAAAUGUAUCCGAAGGGGGGUGUAACACAAUGUGCGAUAGCAUAAUGAAUUGCGGCCAUGUUUGCCCAAAGGUUUGCCACAUCAUCGACAGGCAGCACGAAAAUAUCUCCUGCAAAGCCAACUGCACCAGGAUCUUGUGCGACAACGAGCACGUGUGUCCUAAAAUGUGCUUUGAAGAAUGUGGCCCAUGCAUGGUGCUAAUGAAAAGGACACUAAAAUGCUCUCACGUUAUUAGCCUUACUUGUUCAACUGAUUUGGAUACGGUUAAGUGUAUGCAACUGGUCACUGCAAAAUUGCCAUGUGGACAUACUGACUCAAAUAAGCGGUGCCAUACACCUGUGGAUGUUCACAUUUGCCCUUUCCCAUGUACGGUACGUGUGGAACCGUGCGGGCACGCAUGUUCUUUAAGUUGUCACAUUCGUGAUGACCCGGACCAUCUAAUUUACGUGUGCAGGAAGAAAUGCGAAAAACCGGCGAAAGGUUGCUCGACGGGCGAUCAUAAGUGCAAAAGAGAUUGUUGCGAGGAAUGUUCGUUAUGCGAGGUGAUAGUGGAAAAGAGAAGGACGACGUGCACUCACCGAUUGCAGAUUCCGUGCAAUGAGGAUCCUAACGAAAUUGUGUGCAAAAUGGCGUGCCGCCGACUGCUGCCCUGCGGCCAUGCUUGCAAGAAGAAAUGUUCAGAAACGUGCGGGGACUGUAGAGUUAUGGUCGCGAAAGAAUUGAGCGUGUGCCAUCAUGAAGUGAAGGUGAAAUGCAGCGAAACACCUAGCAGAGAUCGCUGUACCGGACAGUGUCCGCUUACUUUAAACUGUGGUCACGUUUGCCAGGCCAAAUGCAAUGAACCGUGCACUAAACUGUGCGGGCACUUGGUCGAACACGAUAAGAUUGCGGACUGUGGUCACAAGUUUAAAAUCGCAUGUCAUCUGAGAACUAAAGUUCUUCCCGGAAACUCGUAUAAGCUGCUUCGAUUCUGUGAUAGUCCAUGUAAUGCGGUUUUGGAAUGUGGUCAUACAUGCUCUGGAACUUGCGGCUCUUGUGCGCAGGGCCGUAUCCAUGCCACUUGCAAUCAGAAGUGCGGACGUAUUUUAGUUUGCGGACACGAAUGUCCGUUUCCAUGUCGUGAAGCAUGCCAACCGUGCAACCUUAGGUGCACUUACAAGUGCGCGCACAGCAUUUGUGGCAAGCAGUGCGGCGAACCCUGCACUAAAUGCGCCGAAAGUUGCGAACGACGCUGCAUACACUCAGACUGUGCAAACAGAUGCGGUGACAUAUGUUCCGUGGCACCCUGUACAAAUCCGUGCAAGAAAAAAUUGAAAUGUGGACACGACUGCGUCGGUUUCUGCGGGGAUCCUUGUCCCCCACUGUGCCGGGUUUGCCACUACGACGAUCUAACCGAGACGUUUUUCGGCACCGAAGACGAGGAGGGCGCAAGAUUCGUUCUGCUCGACGAGUGUGGCCACAUCGUAGAAAGUACCGGAAUGGAUCAGUGGAUGACGGUGGACGAUGGUAACGCCAUAAAGUACAAGUGCUGCCCGAAGUGCAAAACCCCACUGACAUCCACGCAGCGUUACAGCAGCUUCAUAAAGCAAACCCUGCAGGACGUAUACGCUGUGAAGCUGAAAUUUUUUGGAAACGUCAAGGAAAAUGAGGAGAAACGCGCCGAGUUACUCGGAAAAAUGAAUGAUUUAGAAAAACUGACAAAUGAAAUGCCCGCUUCCGCGCUCCUACUCCAGAAAAUCGUUAAGAAUCUAAAAAAUUCGGUUCAAGUAGUACACAAAGGACGCAAGAUCACCCUGAAUUCCAGCCUUAGUAGGAUAUACCUAUCGAAAAUGCAAGUACUGGAAAACAUCAUCAAAUCCUUCAUAGCUGUUAAACUCGGUUCCGCAACUGUCAUACAUGUCGCCAUAGAAGACAUGGAGUUUUUGCUGAAUUCCUUAUCGCGCGAGGGGAACACGAUGACCAAUCAAGAAAUAUCCGACAUACGCAAGGAAACUAACCGAUUCUCUCACAAAGUGCAACUGCUCAAGAUAUCCGAAAGUGACGAGGUCUUCAAAGCGAAAAUUUAUGGAAACUCCUACAAUAAGAAGCUAUACGAAACGAUCUACUACAAACUCGCUUCCAUUUCCCCUUUUUCGGAUGCCGCCGACGAGGAGAUAGGGAAAAAUAUCGCCUAUCUGAGCAAGGAGCUGGGAACGUACGUUUCGCAGAUCGAACGACAGCAAGUGAUUCAGGCGAUGAAAAUGGCCAAGGGGCACUGGUUUAAGUGUCCGAACGGCCACUAUUACGCCAUCGGCGAGUGCGGAGGCGCAAUGCAGACGGGGAAGUGCAUCGAAUGCGGCGUCGCAAUAGGCGGACACAGCCAUACGUUGCUGUCGACGAAUAGGCACGCCGGCGAAAUCGAUGGGUCCGCUCAUGCCGCGUGGUCAGAGACUGCAAAUAAUUUGUUUAACUUUGAAGGGUUCCUCAAUGGUUAGUUUUAGUGUUUUUUAUUCACAAUGUUUACGAUUCGUUAAUAGAAUAUUAUGAAGUUUU